Molecule: messenger RNA, 1389 nt
Organism: Stegodyphus dumicola
Lineage: Eukaryota; Metazoa; Arthropoda; Arachnida; Araneae; Eresidae
Product: chitinase-like protein PB1E7.04c
Source: RefSeq, a predicted model, not a curated record
AUGAUUUCACUUCUAUUUUUGGAAGCGGACUACCUGCAAUAUAUUUCAGCAAUUGGUUCUUCUGCUGAUGCGUCAGCAUAUGCUAAUGCUGUGUCGCUUGCUAUCGGAAAUACACUAGCAAAUGCAGGAAACAUAUCACCUACCCUAACUGCAUCUCUAGCAUCUACGGAUAUACAACCAAUCGCUAAUUUAGUGAAUUCGGUGACAUCGACCACUCUUAACAUACAACAGCCUAACCUUAUUCGAAGUGGAGGAGCAUCAGCUUUCAGCAAUGUACCUUUAACACAAAAUCAAGGAAACCGUGGAAAUCUGGCCUCCGUACAAAGCUUAGUUGGAAAAAGAUUUCAACCUUCGCUUAUGAGAUUUCGUGGACAAGGUGCUACUACUGCUGCUGCCGGAGUUGGACAAGAAGCUGGAAUAUCUACCGCCACUACUGAUAUUAACGUUAUAUCGAAAUUUGCCAACACUAUUUCUUCUAGUCUCUUAUCUUCCAAUGAAUUCACUUCUAUUUUUGGAAGCGGACUACCUGUAACGACGGCACUAAAUUUGGCCAGUAACCUAGCUCAGUCACUUGCAACUCAGAUAGGCUUAGACGAAGUAGGAAUAAAAUCUCUUCUUUCCUUACUUAGCCAAUAUAUUUCAGCAAUUGGUUCUUCUGCUGAUGCGUCAGCAUAUGCUAAUGCUGUGUCGCUUGCUAUCGGAAAUACACUAGCAAAUGUACGAAACAUAUCACCUAUCCUAACUGCAUCUCUAGUAUCUACGGAUAUACAACCAAUUGCUAAUUUAGUGAAUUCGGUGACAUCGAGCACUCUUAGCACACAGCAGCCUAACCUUAUUCGAAGAGGAGGAGCAUCCGGGUUAAGGUCUGCUGUUAAUUCUCGUCUUAGUCGUCCCGGCCUUAUAACUGCCAGUCCACCUGUAUCCGGUGCAGCUGGUGCAGCAAUUUCGGAAUCAGGACUCAUUGAACAAGUUAAUGCCAACCCAUCUGCAGUGUCUACCGCCGGUAUUGGAAACUUGGCAAUCAGUUCUGCAGCGACUAGCUCUACUACCGGACUUGGUGGUGGUAGUGUAUCGCCCGCAUCAGAUGUAGGGUCUUCUGCAGUUUCUGCGCCUUCUUCUAUCGACCCAUCUUCUAGAAUUUCUUCAGCUGCCUCUUUUAUGGUUUCAGGGAGAUCAUUUAAUCCGAAUGCUUUGCCCUCAGUUAUUUCCUACCUAGCAAAUCAGGUGAGAGCUUCGGCCGCGAAUUUAUCCGACUGCGAAAUUGUCUCUCAAGUUCUUUUAGAAACUUUAUCUGCUGUAACACAUCUGUUAAGAUAUGCAGUUAUAGAUGAAGUAAACUACAGUGAUCUUGCAAAUACUGCCAGUUUCAUUGGCCAGGCUUUAGGCUAA